UCAGGCAGGGGAUUUCCAGCUCAGCUCGUACAUAAGCUGGACGCCAGUCCUAUUCCUCAGCCUCCUGUGUCUGCUCUGUUGGCUGUAGACAUGGCAUCUGGUACUUCCUGCCUCCAUGUGACGGUCUAUUCUGAGGGAAGGACAUCAAUGACAUUUGCUGCUAACUCGGAGGACACAGUGAGGAAGAUCAAAGAACACGUCCGGGCUAAGACCAAGAUUCCCGUGCAGGACCAGGUCCUGUUGCUGGGCUCUAAGAUGCUGAAGCCCCAGAGGAGGCUUUCGUCUUACGGCAUUGACAAGGAGACGACCAUCCACCUCACUCUGAAGGUGGUGACGCCCAGUGAUGAGGAGCUGCCCGUGACUCUUGUGCAGUCACGUGAUGGGGGUCAGAGGCACCACCUCCAGGUACGAAGGUCCAGCUCAGUGGUCCAGGUGAAACAGAUGAUCGAGAUCAAGACAGCGAUCGCGCCUGAGCAACAGAUUGUGACUUGCAAUGGCAAGAAGCUGGAAGACGGGAAGACCAUGGCGGAUUACGGCAUCAGACGGGGCAAUUCACUCUGGCUGGCAGACUACUGCAUUGGGGGGUGAGCCUGCUGUUAGCUCUCACUCCCCCCACAUCCUUUGAUGAUUUCCCCAAAUUAACAAGAAAGAGAAAGAGGGAAAUUUAGGGGUGAAGUGGGAAGGAAGACUGCAGAAAAGUUUCUAACUCUAUGAUUUUUUGAUCGAACACAGUUGAUUAGGUGUCUGCAUUGUGUGUAUUACUGAAAAUAGAAAAUAGUAUUUUAAGGCACAGUAGAGAUAGCAUCAAAGCCAGUUUGGAAUUUAAUCCUUUCCCUCAUCCCUCUGAUUUUUAGAAAAAUUCCUAUUUCUUCCGUCCAACAGGGUAGUAAAUUCCACAUUGGGAUCCAUGUUC
Lontra canadensis (Northern American river otter) is the source of this 913-nucleotide messenger RNA. It is a transcript of the gene UBD, whose product is annotated as ubiquitin D. Gene Ontology annotation, molecular function: protein binding; proteasome binding. Gene Ontology annotation, biological process: ubiquitin-dependent protein catabolic process; response to type II interferon; response to tumor necrosis factor. The transcript is spliced from 2 exons. The coding region runs from base 91 to 588 and encodes 165 amino acids. Lineage: Eukaryota; Metazoa; Chordata; Mammalia; Carnivora; Mustelidae. The record is from RefSeq and is a predicted model, not a curated record. Gene Ontology annotation, cellular component: nucleus.